Molecule: messenger RNA, 1506 nt
Organism: Talaromyces proteolyticus
Lineage: Eukaryota; Fungi; Ascomycota; Eurotiomycetes; Eurotiales; Trichocomaceae
Product: major facilitator superfamily domain-containing protein
Exons: 4
Coding region: 1-1506 (501 amino acids)
Biological process (GO): transmembrane transport
Cellular component (GO): membrane
Molecular function (GO): transmembrane transporter activity
Source: RefSeq, a predicted model, not a curated record
AUGGCCGUUACUCAAGAGACGGCCGAACCAGAAGUCUACAUUCAAAACACCUCCCCUAGACCAAAAAAGUCAAUUGGGAAGCGUGUAAUUGGUGUUCUCUGGGAUUCGCUGGAUGACAAGGAUCCAGAAGAGCACCAGCUGGUGCGCAGGCUGGAUUCGUUUUAUCUAAUCUGGGCUUGUUUCUACUAUUUUGUCAUGUAUCUUGAUUCGACAAAUAUUUCUAAUGCAUAUGUCAGCGGUAUGAAAGAAGAUCUCGGCAUGUACGGCAAUCAAUUGAAUUGGAUGACCACUUUCUGGACCAUUGGAUACAUUGUCGGUACACUCCCUUCUCAAUUCAUUCAAAUGCGCAUUCGCCCAUCCGUAUGGCUUCCAACUCUGGAACUUAUCUGGGGAGGCCUUGUAAUGUGUAUGGCCGCUGCACCCAAUGUGAAAACAAUCUACGGCAUCCGCUUCCUCGUCGGCAUAUGCGAGGCAUCUGCAUAUCCAGGAAUGAUGACACUUCUCGGUAAUUGGUAUACGCCACAAGAGCUGGGUAAAAGAUCAGUUAUUUUCCAGCAGAGUUCUGCCGCUGCACAGAUGUUCAGCGGCUUUUUGCAAGCGGGAAUAUACAACGGAAUGAACGGUACAGGCGGGCUGAAGGGUUGGAGAUGGCUGUUCAUUUUCGAUGGAAUUAUUUCUAUUCCUAUUGCAAGUGUAGGCUUUUGGUUAAUCCCCGACGCCCCAUCGAAUUCGAAAGCCUUUUAUCUUAGAGACGUCGAUAAGAGAGUUGGUAAGGCUCGAAUGGUGCGUGCUGGGAGAGCAGAACCAAAGGGCAUAACAUGGAAGACGCUGAAAGAAGCCUUGUCUCACUGGCCAAUCUACGUGUUUGUUCUUCCUUAUAUCGCAUUUGUUCUUGCCCUGCAUAUCGCAUCGUACAUGAAUCUCUGGCUCAAGUCUCUCGACAUAUAUUCAGUUUCAAAGAUCAACGUGAUUCCUUCUGGAGGAUAUGCUAUCGAAAUCGUCACGGCGCUUAUCUUCGCCGUUGCUUCUGAUGCGCUUGGUGUUAGAUGGCCUGUCAUCAUGGUAGGCGCCACAUUUGGCUUAGUGGGUGGCAUCCUGUUGUCUGUAUGGGACAUUCCUUUUGGCGCGAAAUACUUCGCAUGGUACCUGACUUUUGUGCCUGUUGGAACCGGAGCAUUGCUGUUUGCAUGGGGUAAUGAAGUCUGUGGGGACAGUGCUGAGGAGCGAGGUAUCCUUCUCGGAUGGCUGAAUACCAUGGGCUAUACAUUCAAUGCCUUCGUACCGCUAUAUGCCUAUCCAGCAAGCGAAGCUCCCAAUUACAAGUCUGGCUACAAGGUGAAUGCGGCAUUGUGGGGUGUAUAUCUACUCGGAAUUCCUGUCAUUUUAUGGUUUUCAAAGAAUUUCCCACUUAAUAGACAAAAGAAGGAUGACUCGGAGCAGGCAGUCAAUUACGUUGAUGCAAUGGGGAAAGAAGACGAGCCUGUGGAGACUAUAAAGGAACUCUGA